CGGGGGAAGGCACCAGCCCGGCCAUGGCGGGGCGGCCCCGCUGCGAACUGUGCGGGAGCCGCCCGGCCCCGCGGCUCUGCCCGCGCUGCCGCCUCGUCCGCUACUGCGAUGCCUCUCACCAGGGGGCCGACUGGAACAGCAUCCACGAGAAGAUCUGCCCCCUGCUCAUCCCACCCCAGCCCUGCUUCCACUCAGAAAGAGCCAGAACACACGGCAAGGAGCAGCUGCUGAGGAGGCAGAAGUCCAUCGUGGAGGUGGCUGUCAGUGCUGCCCAGAGGUUCCUUUGGGAAGGGAAGGCCCUGGAAGCCCUCCCUGCAGCCCUGCAGGCCCUUCGCUUCAGCGCCCGCGUGUUCGGCUGGAGCUCCGUGCAACUGGUGCCUGUUUAUCUCCUCCUGGCCGAGGCCUCCACGGGCACUGGGAAUCUCCGACAGGCAUCCAAGUACCUCUCUGAGGCCGAGUGGAUCGUCCUGCAGAGCCCAGAGUGCCCUGCUGCUGUCCAGUCCAGGUUACACCGUGGGCUGGGGCUGUUCUGUAUCGCUCAAGGAAACCUUGACCAGGCUUUGUAUCACCUGUCCACUGAUGUUUAUCUUGCUACUUCUGCCUUUGGAGUGGACUCCAUUGAGGUCUCUGGGGGGUAUUUCCACAUGGCCAACAUUUUCUUCCGCCGGAAUAAAGUGGAUGUGGCAAACUCACUCUACACUGAGGUGACCAGGCUGUGGCAUUCCUGGCUGCUGAGCUCACUGCAGGAGCACCAGGGACGGCUCCGGCGGCUCCGGGCCCACGCCGAGGCGGCUCCGUGGGCUGACGACGAGGAGGUGGCCGAGGACGGCAUGACCGAAGCCCAGGGGGAAGAAGCGAGGCGGGUGCUGCAGGCCCUGCUGGGGGUCAGGGAGAAGCAGCAGCUCCCCGAGGAAACAGCCCGAGUCCUGCACGCCCUGGCCGUGCUCCACUACCUGGACCUGGAUUUGGAAAAGGCCCGGGAGGUGGGGAUGAAAGCCUUCGACCUGGCCAAAGAGCUGCCCCAGCAAGAGUCUCUAGAAACCAUUGGUCACCUGUUGGAGCUGAUUAAUGCCAACUUUUCCCACACAAAAUAAGAACUGGCUCUGCCAGAUCCAGGUGUUUGGCCAGGUUAUCUCUUCCCAGGUUCCUGGACACCACGAGCGUCAAGAGCCCUCCCUCCUUCCCGCUGCUGCCUCUUCCCAGCUGUCUUUCCUUGGCUGUCCCAAACUCUUUGGAAAGUAAACACUUGGGUCUGAGUUAA
Molecule: messenger RNA, 1261 nt
Organism: Pipra filicauda (Wire-tailed manakin)
Lineage: Eukaryota; Metazoa; Chordata; Aves; Passeriformes; Pipridae
Gene: ZMYND12
Product: zinc finger MYND-type containing 12
Exons: 8
Coding region: 24-1094 (356 amino acids)
Molecular function (GO): protein binding
Source: RefSeq, a predicted model, not a curated record